UUCAUUAUAGUUACCAACGCCUCUGUUCUCUCUCUCAUGCAUUGCCAAAUCCUCUCCCAUUUGCCCAUUUAAACCCUUCAAUCUCGGCAAAUCAUCCUCACUUCUGAGCUUCUCUUCUCCUCUCCUCUCUCUGUGUAUUCGUCUGUGUUGUGUUAACAAGAACUAAAUCCAACCAUGGUGGUUCUGUCACAAUCAGCAUUAGAACAUUUCCCUGUAAUCAAAACUUACAAGUCUUCAAGCUGCUUAUUCCCUGGAAUUCCAGUGAUAGACAUCAAGCACCCUGAAGCCAAGUCCCAUAUAAUAAAAGCCUGUGAAGAAUACGGCUUCUUCAAGCUCAUUAAUCACGAUGUUCCAUCGGAGUUCAUCGACACUUUAGAAGACGAAGCUGUUAACUUCUUUAACCUCCCUCAAUCUGACAAAGACCAAGCCGGACCUGCUGACCCUUUUGGCUAUGGCAACAAAAGAAUCGGCCUCAAUGGUGAUGUUGGCUGGAUUGAAUUUCUCCUCCUCAACACCAAUCCCCAAAUCACUUCCCGGAAAACACUCGCCGUUUUCCAACAUAGCCCACCAAAUUUCCGGAAUGCUGUGGAGAAGUACAUAGCGGAAGUGAAGAAAAUGGCAUAUGAAGUGUUGGAAUUAAUGGCUGAUGGGCUAAAAAUAGAGCCAAGGACUGUGUUGAGUAAGCUAAUAAGGGAUGAAAAAAGUGACUCCUGUUUCAGGCUAAACCACUACCCACCAUGCCCAGAAUUGCAAACUUUAACUGGAACAAAUUUGAUUGGCUUUGGGGAACACACAGACCCUCAGAUAAUUUCUGUGCUAAGAUCCAACAACACUGCAGGAUUUCAAAUCUGUUUAAGAGAUGACACCUGGGUUUCUGUCCCACCUGAUCACUCUUCCUUUUUCCUCAUUGUUGGUGAUGCUCUGCAGGUAAUGACUAAUGGGAGAUUCCAAAGUGUUAAACACAGAGUGUUGGCUGAUGACUCGAUGAAAUCAAGGAUUUCAAUGAUUUUUUUUGGAGGGCCGCCUUUGAAUGAAAAGAUAGUGCCUUUGCCAUCUCUGGUUUCAAAGGAAGAAGAUUGCUUGUACAAGGAAUUUACUUGGAGUGAAUACAAAUAUUCAGCCUAUAAGUCCAAAUUGGCUGAUUAUAGGCUUGGCCAGUUUGAGAAAAAUGUUGGUUUGACCAAAACCAAAUUUCCCCAUUUUAGCAAAAAUUAGGGUUUAAUAGUUGACUCAGUUUGCCGUAGCUGGGAUGGAAUAUAAUAUAGCCUGUACUUUCUCUUUUUUAAGUCUACUUCUUCCUCUUUAUAUGUGAAAUUGCUUAAAUGCCCUCUACAUAU
Molecule: messenger RNA, 1337 nt
Organism: Mangifera indica (mango)
Lineage: Eukaryota; Viridiplantae; Streptophyta; Magnoliopsida; Sapindales; Anacardiaceae
Product: gibberellin 2-beta-dioxygenase-like
Exons: 3
Coding region: 175-1215 (346 amino acids)
Biological process (GO): response to light stimulus; gibberellin catabolic process
Source: RefSeq, a predicted model, not a curated record